Molecule: messenger RNA, 963 nt
Organism: Mesoplodon densirostris (Blainville's beaked whale)
Lineage: Eukaryota; Metazoa; Chordata; Mammalia; Artiodactyla; Ziphiidae
Gene: TREM2
Product: triggering receptor expressed on myeloid cells 2
Exons: 6
Coding region: 82-963 (293 amino acids)
Cellular component (GO): cell surface
Molecular function (GO): signaling receptor activity
Source: RefSeq, a predicted model, not a curated record
CCUCUCCUUUCUGCAGUUCAAGGGAAAGACGAGAUCUUGCACAAGGCACCCUGCGUCUGUCCUCCACAAGGGAAGGGUGACAUGGAGCCUCUUGGGCUGCUCAUCUUGCUCUUUGUCACAGAGCUAUCUCGAGCCCACAACACCACGGUGUUCCAGGGCAUGGCAGGCCGGUCCCUGAGGGUCUCCUGCCCCUACAACUUCUUGAAGCACUGGGGGAGACGCAAAGCCUGGUGCCGCCAGCUGGCUGAAGAGGGCCUGUGUCAGCAGGUGGUCAGCACUCACCCCUCGUGGCUGCUGUCUUUCCUGAAGAGGUACAAUGGGAGCACGGCCAUCACGGACGAUGCCCUGGGUGGCACACUCACCAUUACGCUGAGGAAUCUUCAAGCCCACGACGCUGGCCUCUAUCAGUGCCAGAGUCUCCAUGGUAGCGAGGCCGACACCCUCAGGAAGGUCCUGGUGGAGGUGCUGGCUGACCCCCUUACUUACCAGGACCCUGGAGAUCUCUGGAUCCCUGAGGAGUCUGAGAGCUUUGAAGAUGCCCAGGUGGAGCACAGCAUCUCCAGGAACCUUUCUGAAGAGAGCCCCUUCCCACCCAUUUCCAUCCUUUUCCUCCUGGCCUGCAUCUUUCUCAGCAAGCUUCUGGCAGCCAGCGCUCUCUGGGUUGCAGCCUGGCAUGGGCAGAAACGGAGGACACCCCAUGCCAGGGGGCUGGACUGUGGCCAUGACCCAGGUUACCAGCUCCAAACCUUGACAGGUGAGCUUGGCGAGUACGGUGGCGGCUGGGGGCUGGUGAGGACCCACGGUGGAGGAGAGGCCCGGGAGCGGUCUGCACGGACCACCCCAGCCUGCUGCACACCCGCCCCUUGGCCACCAAGUCUCCUGGUUCUGCUUUUACAAAAGGCCACUCUGCCUGUACCCUGCUUCUCCUGGCCCCUGGAAGCAGGGAUUUGUGUGACCAUCUAG